AUGCACGAUCUCCUCCUACAUUCAACCCUGCUUACAGUCUUAUUCAUCUUAACACACCCUAUCCUCACAACCAUAAACCCUAUUCCUCUAAUAAUAGGAUGAGGCAUACUUUACGCAAAAACUGCUGUACAACUAGCAUUUAAAGUUAGCCUUAUCCCCCUAGCUAUUUUUAUAAACUAUGGCAUAGAAGCCUCCACAACUAACUUUGCAUGAACCAACAUUGCCAACAUAGAUAUUAAUAUUAACCUUGUCUUAGACAUAUACUCCCUAACAUUUAUUCCAAUUAGUCUCUUCGUCACAUGAUCUAUCCUUGAAUUCGCCAACUGAUACAUAUCACAGGACCCACAUAUAACUCGAUUUUUUAAAUACCUCCUAGUAUUUUUACUAGCUAUAUUAACACUCGUUACAGCCAAUAAUAUAUUCCAACUAUUCGUUGGCUGAGAAAGCGUAGGAAUUAUAUCCUUCAUAUUAAUCGGCUGAUGGUUCGCCCGCCCAGACGCUAACACCGCAGCCCUCCAAGCCAUUAUUUUUAACCGCGUAGGAGACAUCGGACUAAUAUUAGCCCUUGCCUGACUCGCAAUACAUUUAGCAACCUGAAACAUUCAAGAAAUAACAAUCGAAACUAAAAACCCCCCACUCCUCCCUCUCUUUGGCCUUAUUCUUGCCUCCGCAGGUAAAUCCGCACAAUUCGGACUACACCCAUGACUUCCAGCUGCCAUAGAAGGUCCAACACCUGUUUCAGCCCUACUACACUCUAGCACAAUAGUCGUAGCUGGCAUUUUCCUCCUAAUCCGACUGCACCCAAUUUUACAAAAUAAUAAAACAGCUCUAACUGUCUGCCUUUGCCUUGGAGCACUCACCACACUAUUUACAGCUCUCUGCGCCCUAACACAAAAUGAUAUUAAAAAAAUUAUUGCCUUCUCAACCUCUAGCCAACUAGGUCUUAUAAUAGUAACUAUUGGACUAAACCAACCACAACUUGCCUUUAUUCACAUCUCAACACAUGCCUUUUUUAAAGCUAUAUUAUUUUUAUGCUCUGGCGCAAUUAUUCAUAAUCUUAACAACGAACAAGAUAUUCGAAAAAUAGGAGGCAUACAAAAAAUACUACCUACCACAGCCACAUGUUUAACAAUUGGUAAUCUUGCCUUAACAGGAACCCCUUUCUUAUCAGGCUUCUAUUCAAAAGAUACAAUUAUUGAAACCAUAAACAACUCUCACCUAAACGCCUGAGCCCUUAUAAUUACACUCUUUGCAACAAUAUUAACCGCCACUUAUACCAUACGAAUAACCUUCUAUGUUCAAAUAAAUACACCACGAACAAUAACAUCAACAACAAAUGAUACACCUCCAACCCUUUCUAAUCCACUUAUCCGUCUUGCCAUUGGAAGCCUUGUAGCAGGUUUAAUCCUCAUAGCCACCCUCCUACCAACGAAGCCCACCCCAACUACAAUACCAACCUCCAUAAAAUUAACCGCUAUUAUUAUUGCCACUCUUGGAGCACUUUUCGCCCUCCAAAUUGCAAAAAAGACAACCUGACUCACAAUCACAAAACGAUCAAAACACCAUGAAUUCUCUAACCAACUGGGCUUCUUCAACUCAACCCUCCACCGCACUAUCCCACUAACCUCUUUAUUUAUAGGACAAAACAUAGCCCUUCACAUUAAUGAUCUCCUUUGAUUAGAAAAAUCAGGACCUAAAGGACUAGUCUCUUUAAAUCUUCCUAAUAUUAAAGCCAACACACUAGCACAAAAAGGCCUAAUAAAAUUUUAUUUAUCCAUUUUUAUUAUUACCUCAGCAUGCUUUAUUACAAUUAUGUGAACCUAA
Molecule: messenger RNA, 1824 nt
Organism: Podarcis muralis (Common wall lizard)
Lineage: Eukaryota; Metazoa; Chordata; Lepidosauria; Squamata; Lacertidae
Source: the annotation of a RefSeq genome assembly